AUGUGAGUCAGGAGGGAGGGAAGUAAAAAGAAGAGGUGAUGUCAAAGCAGCUGAGCUCAGAGAGUAAACAGAACUUAGGACUGCAGCAUGUGUUUAUCUGUAGAGCUGAAGGGGCGCAGCCAGCGAGCAUGCCACAUUCUCUUCUCAAAUCACAUAUCUGUACCCUGCAUUACCCUAUUCAUCAUCUUCCUCCUGUCAGCUCAGGGGACAGCCUGGCCAUAUGAUUACAGGUUCCUGUACAACUACUGUCCAGGGCCCGAGUGGAGUGUGAUGUGUAGGGGAUGCUGUGAAUAUGAUGUCAUCCACUGUAAAUGUCCUCUUCAGGGGUCUCCGGUAGGUUAUGCAGUGCCAUGCUGUCGUAACGCUGUAAAUGAAUGCGAUCCCUGCAUCAUCCAUCCUGGCUGCAGCAUAUUUGAGAACUGCAAGCGCUGUAACAAUGGCACAUGGGGCCCAAGGGACGAUUUCUUUGUAAAAGGACAGUACUGCACAGAGUGUCGCCCAGGGUGGUCUGGUGGGGACUGUUUGACAUGUGGAGGGGUUAUUCAUAAGAGGCAGGGUCACCUGGUGCUGGAGAGUUACCCAAACAAUGCCCGCUGUGAAUGGACACUAAAAGUAGACCGGCCUUUUACCAUUGAUCUGAGGUUCAUGAUGCUCAGUUUGGAGUUUGACCACAGCUGUCAGUAUGACUAUGUUGAAGUGAGGGAUGGAGAGAGCUUGAACUCACGUGUGAUUGGGCGUUAUUGUGGAAAUGAGCGACCACCUUCAAUCAAAAGCACCGGCAGUUCCCUGCACAUUCUUUUUAUCUCAGAUGGUUACAAGAACUUUGAUGGGUUUUUUGCCAUCUUUCAGGAAAGCUCAGAAUGCAUAUCCUCUCCAUGUUUGCAUGAUGGCACCUGCAUCGUAGACUCCUCUCACUCCUUUCACUGCGCCUGCCUGGCUGGAUAUACUGGAAGAAGAUGCGAACAUGUGCUUGAGUGCAGAACGCCUUUGAUUCCAGCCCAUGGGACUACAGAGCAUCUGGAUGUAAGGGUGGGAGGACAUGCUGUGUUCCAGUGUGACCCUGGAUACACGUUAAAGGGUUUCAGGAUGGCCACCUGUUUACUGGAUGGGUCAUGGAGUGCACCAACUCCACAGUGUGUGCCUGACCAAAACUGUGGCAUUCCUCCAAAGCCAGAGCAUGGUGAUCAUUUCCUUGUUUAUGGACCGAAUGAUGUACUUAUUGCUAUACAGUAUUUCUGCUAUAAGCUAUACAAACUGAAUGGAACCCCUCAGAGAACCUGUCUGGACAAUAACACUUGGAGUGGGACAGCACCAACCUGUGUCAAAGAGUUGAUUGUAAUUCCUGCAGCAGAUAAUGAACAAAGCAAAGGCAAACACAAACCUACUGGACAAGACGAAAUGGGCCAUGCCAAGAACAAAACUUCACAAGAAAAAGAAAAUGAGUCAAAAACAGACAAAGACAUAAAACCACAAAAACCUACCGCUGGAAAGGACAACAUGGGACAAGAUGUAAAGUUUGGAGAAGACAUGGGCAUAGAUAUUGGCAGCAAUUUUGUAAAAGAAAAAACGAAAAUUGAAAACAAAGAUGCUGAUAGCAACAUUAACACAAUUAGAAAGAAUGAAGCUGUAGAGGAUAAGGAUACUCUUCAACUCUUAGACAAAGAUGCACAUCUAGAUAUUGGAACGAAAGUUGGAAGUCCGACAAAAGAUUUGGGCAUGGAAUUUGUAGAAAUUGUGUUGAUAGACAAUAAGAUGGUCAGUAAUCAAACAACAAAAGAUGACAAAACCAGGGAUGGUGGAAUAGACAAAGGACAAAAAAGAACUGAUGGACCUCAAUACACCAUAUUAAGCCUGACUGAAGAUGAGAAAGAAAACAUUCUUUAUGAAAUAGAUACCAUACACAGAGGGAAUAACACUACAUUUUUCAAUAAGAAUGACAUAGAAGAAAAUCUGACACUGCUUCAAGAAACUGAACAACCCAAAACAGCUACUACUGGUAAUAAUAGCACAGCAGUCAUACCAACAGUGAGCAAAACAACUGACAAAAUGACAAUGACGGUUAAACCUACGGAAAAGGUCCAAGUGGACACAGUGAAUGAAAAGAUGACAGAACAAGAUUUACAAGAAACAAAAAAAGAUGAAGGUGAAACUGGGCAGAUUAUUGGUAAUCAGGGUGAAGGGAGACCAUGUCUUCGACCGUCACCAUUGUAUAAUGGUUACUAUAUGUUGGUUCCUGGCCUCCUUCCUGAAACAGUGGAAUUCUUCUGUAACCAGUCUUAUGCUUUGAGUGGCAGUGCACAGAGGACGUGUCAGCCUAACGGCACCUGGUCUGGCACCCAGCCCAUCUGUAUUAGAGCCUGUCGAGAGCCCAAAGUAUCUGUGCUGGUUAAACAGAGAGUUCUACCUCCCCAUAUGCCGUCCAGGAAAACACCUGUGCAUAAAUUUUAUUCUUCCUCUGGAGUGACCAAUUUCUUAAGGGAAGUGCAGCCCACCCAGACCCCUUUCACCCAGCCCCUGCUCCCACAAGGGUUUCACCAUAUCUACACACACAUUGAGUAUGAGUGUAUGUCACCUUUUUACCAGCACUUUGGAAGUGCACGCAGAACCUGUCUGAAGAUGGGAAAGUGGAGUGGACGUCAUGUUUCUUGUUCUCCAGUGUGUGGGAAGCUGACAAACUUUGACCCUCAGAACCCUUCUGAGACUAACUGGCCCUGGCUGGCUGCCAUCUAUCGUUUGCCUGUUGCAAGUAAACUAGGGAAGUUAAGUGUGGCCAAGACAAUGGGAGCAAACACUGAACUAAUGGAAGAAGAGAGCAACAUGGAUGGUUGGCAGCUUGUUUGCAGCGGAGCCCUGGUAAACCAGCGAAGUGUGGUUGUAGCUGCCCACUGUGUCACAGAACUAGGGAAAUUAUAUCCACUUGACACGGCCAAAAUCAGAGUAGUGCUUGGCAAACAGUAUCGCAGUGAUCUGAGAGUGACCAAGGGACUGCAGCGAUUACGGGUAUCCUCCAUCACUCUACAUCCAAACUAUGAUCCCCUGGUGCUGGAUUCAGAUGUGGCCAUAUUGAAGCUCCUGGACAAGGCUCGUAUUGGAGAAAACGUGCUGCCGAUCUGCCUACCAGAUGCUCAUGAUACAGUAGAACCCUCUAGACAAAGGAUGGUGACAGGCUGGUCCCUCUUAUCUGACCAGAAGGCUGGAAAUUUCGAGAAGGCACGUGUGGGCCGUGUGAUUCUUGGGGAUAUUGUUCACUGUGAGCAGCAAUAUGCCAAUUAUGGUGUUCCUAUCAGUGUGUCAGAAAACAUGAUGUGUGGGCGACAGGGUUCUGGUGCCGAACAGUCAAACAUUUGCCCUGCUGACACUGGAGGGAUUCUUAUUUUGCCACCAGUCUCCUCUGGCUCCAGUCUGACACCUCCACAUGGACAGGACUCACAAGCAUGGAAACUUUUAGGGUUGGUCAGUUUUGGAUAUGAUUCUUUAAAUUGCAACCCAGAGCUUUACACUGUGUACACCCAUGUUGCUAAUUUUGUCAACUUCAUAGAGGAAAAUAUGACAUAGGCUGACAUACAGUAUUACAUCUUAUCUCUGUUGCAUUCAUAUUAUAUCAUUCUAUUCAUUAUAAUACUGCAUUAAUGUAUAGGCUACAAUACACUGGACUAUGCAGUGCACAGAUAUAUAUAAGACUUGGACUUUAAACUUUAUAGUAACCAUUGUAAGGAAAAUAGUCCUAAAACAACAUAGGGUCCCACUUUAUAUCAGGUGGUCUUAACUACUAUGUACUUACAUUUAAAAGGGACAUCUGAUGCAAAAUUCACUUUUACAUGGUGUUUGCAUAUAAAUGUGUGUUCGCAGUGUGUUGACAGAACCACCCUACAAUGAUAAAAAUCCAUUCGCUUCUGUUUUUUUCCCCCUAGACUUAAACAGUCUCAAAUAUUAAGCUGUUUUGAUUUUCUGAGCAGUAUGACGACCUGCCCAUGACCACCGACAGACUGUCCCAUAUUAACAUAGUUCCACCCUCAGCCAGUUGUACGCUGUCUGUUAUAAUCUUCACACUCAAGCAGCUUAUGAUAAUAAAUAUGUAAGCAAUGCAGGUGUUUUGUAGUUGGAUGUAAAAGUGAACAUAAGAGUCUUCAUUUUCUUCCAACAUCAUGGAUUAUUAUUUUUAUAUUUAUUUAUUAUUAUUACUCUUAUUUUAUUUAUUUUUUAUUUUUUUGAUGGUAACACACCACUGAAUACAAAUAAAAACAAAAAAUACAAUACAAUAAAAAAAGAGAGAAGAGAGGGGUAGGGUUAGGGUUAAAGAGAGCAGAGCUGUUUUUGACAAGGUAAAAGGGGUGUUGUUUUACACUGCCAUUGAGGAAUAUUGACCAAAGUAUAUUGCAGACAUUUCAUAAAAAGACCCUAAAGAAUCAUACCAACUUGUGGAAAAAUGUCAUCCAAUGUCCCCUUUAAAUUAAUAAUUUGAUGCAAUGCACUUAUUGUGUACAUACAUGUUUUUUUUACGUUGUGCUUUUUUUUUUAAAGAAUACCUGCAUGUAAUUACAUCUGUAAUUAAUUAUGCUAAUUACAUUUAUAAUUACACUGUUGACCCAUCCCUUACACCUUAACCCACCCUUAAACUUACCCAUACCACCAAGCCUGUCCCUGACCAGAAUCCCACCUCAUUAGCACCGGAAGUGUUUUGCAAUACAAUAUGAACACAAACGGUACAUUGUACUUAUUUUUUGAUGUAAGUAGUUAAGGCCACCUAAUUUAAAGUGGGACUCAACAUAGUCCUAAAACAGUAUUUCAAUGUUUUAGGAAAUGGUCCAAAAACACCAACACUGAGCAGCUUCCUACAUUCAUGUUGGCCCUCAGUCUCUCAGGUGAUAUUUAAUUUGCUUAUAAAUCUUUAAAAUGUACAGAAAUUGUAAUGUUGUAUUUACCAUUAUAAGUGCUAUUGAAAAAUGUGUGAAAGAUGUAUAUAUUUACAAAUAUUUUAACAUAUUUUCUCACUGGGGUAACCCAGCUAAGAAUCAUAACUCAUGUAUAUGGACUGCAGUGAUGUUUUCUCUGAUAAGGCAAGUGAAAAACUGAAAGGAAAUGUACAGUACAAAAAUAAAACUAAUCAAAUCCUACAA
Molecule: messenger RNA, 5117 nt
Organism: Labeo rohita (rohu)
Lineage: Eukaryota; Metazoa; Chordata; Actinopteri; Cypriniformes; Cyprinidae
Gene: pamr1b
Product: peptidase domain containing associated with muscle regeneration 1b
Biological process (GO): proteolysis
Molecular function (GO): calcium ion binding; serine-type endopeptidase activity
Source: RefSeq, a predicted model, not a curated record